Molecule: messenger RNA, 1232 nt
Organism: Aedes aegypti (yellow fever mosquito)
Lineage: Eukaryota; Metazoa; Arthropoda; Insecta; Diptera; Culicidae
Product: zinc finger protein interacting with ribonucleoprotein K-like
Exons: 4
Coding region: 108-1082 (324 amino acids)
Biological process (GO): regulation of transcription by RNA polymerase II
Cellular component (GO): nucleus
Molecular function (GO): DNA-binding transcription factor activity, RNA polymerase II-specific; zinc ion binding; RNA polymerase II transcription regulatory region sequence-specific DNA binding
Source: RefSeq, a predicted model, not a curated record
UGUAUAGCUGAAAUACGGAGCACCUUCUGUCAGGUGUAAAAUUGGUUCUGUUAUUAAAUUUAAGAAAUUUUCGUAAACUCUUAAACAAAAUUAAAAUUUGUGUUAACAUGAGUGUAAAAAUUGUUGAAAUAGUUCCUAAAUCUACCGAUAGCUGCACUUCGUCAGUCUGUCGGUUGUGUUUGAGUGAAGAAUCGCAUGAGGAUAUCUUCGAGCAGGAAGAUCUUGUCAUACUAAUUGCGGAUUUCCUCUCCAUUGUGAUAUCUGAGGAUGACACAUUUAGUCGUUCCAUCUGCACCAGGUGUCGGGCACGACUAAUCGAGUUCCGGGACUUCAAAUGGCGUUGCCUCGAAGUGCAGGAACUGCUUCAGGGAGAACUGUUCGCGGUUGUUGAUGAAGAAGUGCCUUUGUUGGAACAGGAGUACGAGGAUGUGCAAAUCCCUACAGAGGAAGAGGAUUUCGAUACAGUUGAAGUGGUAGAUGUAGUGGAUACAGCGGAACCAUUCGAUAACGAAACGAAAGAUGUUGAGCCUGAACAUAAGUUUGAAUCUAUGGAAAAUCGGCCAAAAAGGAAAAAGAAGCAACAUCAGCUCAAAAGGAUCGAAUAUACAAAAUCCGGAAAGAAACGUUACGUUUACGAUCUCACCGAAGUCUACCGAAAUCAGUUGGAAGAAUGCUCGACUUGUGGCAAAAUGAUCUCGAAAGUUCGCAUGGAAGGCCACCAAAAUAUGCAUCAAGGCAUUCGACCGUUCAAAUGUGAGCGGGGUUGCGAUGAUCGGGAUUUUCACUGUCAGCAGCUUCGGUUGCACCACUACCGGAACGUCCACGAUGGGGAACGGCACGAGUGUGACGUUUGCCUCAAAGUGUAUCGAUCCCGUCGAAGUCUAAACUACCACAAGAAGGACGUCCACUCGGUGAAGCCGUUCCAAUGCCCGAAAUGUUCUCAGGCAUUUUCCUCAAAUGCUCGCUUGAGACAACAUUUGAAAUAUCACAAUCGUGAGAAGAAUCAUCCCUGCUCGCAGUGUACCUAUUCGUUCUAUUCGAAAAAUGACUUGAAGAAGCACCUGAAAAGGCAUGAACAGUAGGACGAAGAACGUGGGGGUAGUCAGACAACCCGUGCCGAAAUUUAUUCUCAUGAUAUUAUAAUGAAACUGAAAUACAGUAAUUUAUUUUAAAAAUAGUUCUCACAAUUUGUACACAAUUAAGGUGAAAAUAAACCGACAUCACAUCUCAAA